Messenger RNA from Neomonachus schauinslandi (Hawaiian monk seal), 752 nucleotides. It is a transcript of the gene PRIMA1, whose product is annotated as proline rich membrane anchor 1. The transcript has 4 exons. The record is from RefSeq and is a predicted model, not a curated record. NCBI's taxonomy places the organism in Eukaryota, Metazoa, Chordata, Mammalia, Carnivora, Phocidae. Bases 1 to 462 code for a protein of 153 amino acids.
AUGCUCCUCCGGGACUUGGUGCUGCGCCGGGGCUGCUGCUGGCCUUCACUGCUGCUGCACUGCGCGCUCCACCCUCUCUGGGGCUUCGUGCAGGUGACGCAUGGUGAGCCCCAGAAGUCCUGCUCCAAGGUGACCGACAGCUGUCAACACAUCUGCCAGUGCCGCCCCCCUCCCUUGCUGCCCCCACCACCCCCGCCCCCACCACCUCCCCGACUCCUCUCCGCCCCAGCCCCCAACUCUACCUCGUGCCCCGCUGAGGAAAGCUGGUGGUCGGGGCUGGUGAUCAUCAUUGCGGUAUGUUGUGCCUCCCUGGUGUUUCUCACUGUGCUUGUCAUCAUUUGCUACAAAGCCAUCAAAAGGAAACCACUGAGAAAAGAGGAGAAUGGCACCAGUGUUGCUGAGUAUCCCAUGACCUCCUCACAGAGCAACAAAGGGGUGGACGUGAACAGCGCCGUGGUGUGAGUCUGCAGAGCCUGGACCCGCUGGCCAGAGGGGUACAUUGGUGGCAUUAGUGGACCCGGGAAAGCAGGUGGACCCGAGCUGACACUGGGCUUGUCCAGGACUUCCGAAGGAGAAACCAACCUCCUCCCAGCCUUGCCCCCGGUCAGCUCGCAGGCAGGGCGGCGCAGACACCGGGCCGAGCCGGGCUCCCCUGCACGCAGCUCCCAGGGCCAGCGCCGCCACCCCGGGCUCCGCACGUCUCCUCCCCGUCUUGUGUUUGAUGUCCCGUCUCCCAGCCGCGCUCUGACAAA